GUAAUUGAUGUACAUUUGAAUCAAUUGAAGUAAUGAUUGUUUUGCUGUGUUUUGUGAGCACUACUCAAGUGAUGAGUGUUUGUAUGACUUAUCCGUUGAUAUGAUAUAAAUAAUGGUUAAAAUCGAUGGACAGUUGGCUCAGGGCGUCGGUAGGGUUGAGAUGAAGUUAAUAGAGCCGGUUCUGACCACUUUUCAUGUGGCCAAAGUAUUUCGGGAAAACACCGAUAAAAUCAAUUCAAUUGACUUCUCGUCCAACGGCGAGACACUGAUCACCUCAUCGGACGACGACUCGAUUGUCAUCUAUGACUGCGAGAAAGGCACACAAAAGAGGUCACUCAACUCCAAGAAGUAUGGCGUCGAUCUCAUCCAUUACACACACGCCGCCAAUACAGCCAUUCACUCGUCCAACAAAGUGGAUGACACAAUCAGAUACCUUUCAUUACACGACAAUAAAUACAUCCGAUAUUUUCCCGGACACACAAAAAAAGUGGUCACUUUAUGUAUGAGUCCCGUUGACGAUACUUUUCUUAGUGGUUCUCUCGAUAAAACAAUCCGAUUAUGGGAUCUGAGAUCACCUAAUUGUCAGGGAUUGAUGCAUCUAUUAGGCCGACCGGUUGCCAACUUUGAUCCCGAAGGACUCAUAUUUGCUGUUGGAAUCAAUUCAGAAUCGGUGAAGUUGUAUGACCUGCGAUCCUUCGAUAAGGGACCCUUCAAUACGUUCAAACUCCCGCAGGACAAGGACUGUGACUGGACUGGUCUCAAAUUUUCACCCGACGGCAAGAUUAUUAUGAUUUACACCAAUGGAAACAUCAUUCAUACGAUCGAUGCCUUUCAAGGGACACCACUUCAGACACUUAUGGGUCACGUUAACAACAAAGGCCUGCCAUUGGAGGCAUCUUUCUCACCCGAUUCGCAGUUUAUAUUUAGCGGAUCCACUGACGGUCGUAUUCACUGUUGGAAUGCUAUUACGGGUAACAAAGUGGCUAUUUUUCAGGCCGAACACCAGUCACCCGUACAGUGCGUUCAAUUUAAUCCGAAGUACAUGAUGUUAGCCUCUGCUUGUAGUACAAUGUCCUUCUGGAUACCGGCCACACCCGAUGAAUGAGACAUUCAAUCUUUCAUUACAUAACUUGAUCAUUGCAUUCAAUAUUUAUUGACCAAAAUUAUCAAAACUUUUUUAUAAAUUCAAUAAAUGACAAAUAUUUGACAUCAUUUGGAUCUAUAGUAUUGAU
Molecule: messenger RNA, 1232 nt
Organism: Oppia nitens
Lineage: Eukaryota; Metazoa; Arthropoda; Arachnida; Sarcoptiformes; Oppiidae
Gene: Wdr82
Product: WD repeat-containing protein 82-like
Exons: 1
Coding region: 113-1105 (330 amino acids)
Cellular component (GO): Set1C/COMPASS complex
Molecular function (GO): chromatin binding; protein binding
Source: RefSeq, a predicted model, not a curated record